This is a messenger RNA of Cydia amplana, 886 nucleotides long. It is a transcript of the gene Lamtor1, whose product is annotated as ragulator complex protein LAMTOR1. Gene Ontology annotation, biological process: lysosome organization; positive regulation of TOR signaling; regulation of receptor recycling. The record is from RefSeq and is a predicted model, not a curated record. Bases 332 to 820 code for a protein of 162 amino acids. NCBI's taxonomy places the organism in Eukaryota, Metazoa, Arthropoda, Insecta, Lepidoptera, Tortricidae. The transcript is spliced from 4 exons. Gene Ontology annotation, cellular component: Ragulator complex; lysosome; membrane raft. Gene Ontology annotation, molecular function: molecular adaptor activity; guanyl-nucleotide exchange factor activity.
AUUGUAUGGGUGUUAAAUCAGUUAGACGUGCGUAGAAUGUUGUGAAAACGUGAAAAAUUUCUGUGUUAAUAAACAUUUUUUUAAAGUAAAAAUAUCCGUUUGGCAUUUUUUGCAGUGUUUGCGCGAUUGGCACAAGUAUUAACUGUGUCAGUUUUUAUCGUUAAUUAAUAGUUGAGUGACUUAUUAUCGGCGUAGUUCAUUGGAUUAUGCUGAACGUGGAAGCGGAUGGACAUACUGUCAUUGUUUUGCACCGCAGUAGCAUGCUUUUGCAUGUUUUCUUUGUGUUUUACUGCUGACAAACAAUUUAAAAUAAUAAUUUUUCUUUGUCACAAUGAGUUGUGAUAGUUGGCUGUCCAAAUGGAUCUACUGCGUUUCGUUUCCGGAAGAAAACACAGUGAACGAACGGACACACCUGCUCGAAGUGAGUGAACAGACGCAGGAGAGCCCCGCGCCGGCGCCGGCCGCGCCGCCGCGCAAGCCCGACGAGCAGAGCGCGCUCAACAGGAUACUACACGAGACUGCCACUAACGUAAUAGACGUGGGCGCGCUCGGGCCGUACGCGCUUGAACCCGGCGCGUACUCGGAGCGCGUGCGCGCGUACACGGCGCGCGUGGCCGCCGCGCCCGCCGCGCCGCCGCCGCCGCCGCGCCUGCUCAAAGACGUGCCCUUAGCGGAGCGGAAUGUGUUGCUGUCGAAACCGCCCCUUAGCAACGACGAUAAAGACCUAAUAGCGAACGCCGUGAAGAAGGCUGCGGCAGCGAUAUCGGAACUGCGAGUGGAACACCAUGAGGACCUGGUCGUACCUUUUAGGGUCCCAUAGCAACAGCGCCCACAGUCCAGGAGGUCCUUCUGAACCAACACAUAACUGAUUAUCGGGGACCUUAUC